Purpureocillium takamizusanense is the source of this 1620-nucleotide messenger RNA. RefSeq lists its product as uncharacterized. NCBI's taxonomy places the organism in Eukaryota, Fungi, Ascomycota, Sordariomycetes, Hypocreales, Ophiocordycipitaceae. Bases 1 to 1620 code for a protein of 539 amino acids. The transcript has 4 exons. Gene Ontology annotation, molecular function: heme binding; oxidoreductase activity, acting on paired donors, with incorporation or reduction of molecular oxygen; monooxygenase activity. The record is from RefSeq and is a predicted model, not a curated record.
AUGCCAAUCACUUCAGCGGCCUGCUACGUCGGGCUACUCCUCAUUUCAAGCCUCAUCUUGUCGAGAGUCUACCGCCUGCACAGAGCCUCACUACCAUUAAAGUGCCUGCAGCCGGUCACGAGCCGUAACGCCGCAUGCUUCCCCGGCCCGCGACAGUUCCCCGUCGUCGGGCGCGUGCACGACCUACCGCGCGAGUCAUCCUGGCUCAAGUUCAAAGAAUGGGCCGACGAGCACGGCCCCAUAUACGAGACGUCCAUGAUGGGGCAGCGCUUCGUCACCGUGUCGGACGAGGGCAUCGCGACAGACCUGCUCGUCAAGAUGGGAAACCACUUCAGCGGGCAGCCGCAGUUACGCGCGCUUAUAGACCACAAGAAGGGCCCGACGUACCUGGCGCUGCAGGACCGCAAUGAGACGUGGAAGGCGCAGAGAAAGUGGGUUCACGCCGCCAUGACCGUGGCGACGCAAAACGGGUUUUACGGCCAUGUCGAGGACGAGGUGAAGCGGUUCCUGGUCACGCUGCUCGUCGACCCGGACAGGUUCCACGGCAACAUCCGCGAGACGACGGGCCGCAUCAUGGCACAGCUGACAUGGGGCGACGCCUCGCUCGGCCCGCGGUAUGGCGACGAGGCGCUCGCGGCGCUGCGGCAGAUGUCGACCAACGGGCCUCUGGUCAACACGAUCACGCCGCUGUGGCACCUCGCCGACCUGGUCGGGUACAACCCCUGGCGGCAGGAUGAGCUCGCGCGCGAGGGACGGAUGAAGGCGUGGUGGACUAACAGCCUGCGCGCGGCGAAGCGGCGGUUCGGCGAGGGCACGCGUCCGGGAGACACGUGGGCAGCACGGUACUGUGAGCAGCAGCUGCGCGGCGGGGGCGAGGGGACGAGUCCGCAGAAGGAGAAGCAGGGGGUCGAGGACGAGGAGGACGAAGAGUUUGCGGCGUGCAUGCUGGGAUUCCUGUGCAUGGUGGGCGUGGUGACUGUGGCCGGGCCGAUGCAGUACUUUGUCAUGGCCAUGAUGACGCACAGAGAGUGGCUGGCCAGGGUGCAGGACGAGGCUGACCGUGUCUGCGGCGCGAGGAUGCCGAACAUGAGCGACUAUACAGAGCUGCCGACGGUACGGGCUUGCGUCAAUGAGACGCUGCGGUGGAGGCCGACUGUUCCUCUUGGCGUGCCUCACGAGUGCGAGACGCCAACCGAGUACCGCGGCAUUCCCAUCCAGAAGGGCGACAUCAUCCUCGCCCUCGAGUGCCAUACCGCCCAGAGCGAUGGCUCGAAACCCCAGUGGCCGACGGCGCACGCGGAGCCCCUGGCGCGGUACCCGAGCCUGCGCGAGGGCAAGGCCAUGCACACGUUUGGCUGGGGCCGGCGGGCCUGUCUCGGCACCGCGCUCGUCGACCACGAGAUGCUCGUCUUUGCGGCGGCCCUGUGCUGGGCGUUUGACCUGUUGCCCAGGAGGUGUCCGCUGACGGGCGAGGAGGUGCCCGUGGACACGCGGGCGACCGACUCGCACGUCAUCCUCGAACCGACGCCGUUUGCCGUGGACAUUCGGCCGCGGAGCGAGGAGAGGGCGGCGCAGGUCCUGGAGGCGUACGCGCGUGUAAGUGGGAGGAUGAGGUUGUAG